Trichoderma virens Gv29-8 is the source of this 1310-nucleotide messenger RNA. RefSeq lists its product as uncharacterized. Gene Ontology annotation, molecular function: epoxide hydrolase activity. The record is from RefSeq and is a predicted model, not a curated record. The coding region runs from base 1 to 1218 and encodes 405 amino acids. Gene Ontology annotation, biological process: epoxide metabolic process. The transcript has 3 exons. Lineage: Eukaryota; Fungi; Ascomycota; Sordariomycetes; Hypocreales; Hypocreaceae.
AUGGCACAAGAUAUAACGCCCUUCUCGAUAGCCAUCCCAGACUCUGCGCUGGAGCAGUUAAAGAACAAGCUUUCUCAAGCCACAUUCCCGUCCGAGUCCGACUUCUCUGACGACCGAGACUAUGGCGUAUCUUUGAGCGAUGUGAAACGUUUGACUGAAUACUGGAAAGAUGGCUUCGACUGGCGUGCUCAUGAAGCGAAAUUGAAUCAAUUUCCGCAAUUCACGACAAACAUUUCCGUGGAUGGGUAUGAAUCGUUGAACAUACAUUUUAUACACCAAAAAAGCAGCAGGCCCAACAGUAUUCCACUGCUCUUUGUUCAUGGAUGGCCUGGCAGCAUUGUAGAAGCAAAGAAAAUUAUUCCGUUACUUGCAGAGCCAAAAGAUGAUGAUGCACCGUCUUUCCAUGUUGUGGCACCGUCUCUACCAAACUUCGGUUUCUCCGACAAGGUUACAAAAAAAGCCUUUGGUGUUCAACAAUACGCGGAGACGAUGCAUAAGGUCAUGCUGAAGCUAGGAUAUGACAAGUAUGUGACACAAGGCGGCGACUGGGGCUUCAUGGUCACCCGUGCCAUCAGCCUUUACUAUCCCACGCACUGUCUCGCCACCCAUGUCAAUGUUAUUUGUGUCAGACCAACUCUCAGGCGGUCUUUUUGGCUUACUGCUCAAUAUUAUCUGGGCUUACUAUCCGAGGAUGAACAGAAGGGCGUAUUCCGCUCGUUCUGGUAUCUCAAACAUAGCUCGGGAUACAUGCUUCUGCAAAGUACGAAGCCUAAUACGAUCGGGUUUGCGUUGGCGGAUUCUCCCGUCGCGCUGCUGGCAUGGAUCUACGAGAAACUGCAAGAAUGGACGGAUGAGUACCCCUGGACAGACGACGAAAUCCUGGAGUGGAUAUCCAUAUAUUUGUUCUCCAGGGCUGGGGCCGCAUCCAGCUUGACGAUUUAUUACGAGCUAAUCGGGAAGCAGAAGGAUGAAAUAGCUAAAACGAUGGAGUACAUCCCCAAGGUCCCUCUUGGGGUAUCACUCUUUCCGAAAGACAUAUUCGUGCCUCCGAAGUCAUGGGGUGGAUACCUUGGCCCAGUAGUUUUCGAAACGACACAUAAGAGAGGGGGGCAUUUCGCUGCAUACGAAUAUCCUGAAGAAGUUGCAGGUGACUUGAGGCAGAUGUUUGGUAGACAAGGCGGUGCUGCCAAAGUCGCUCGUGUUUUUGAGUCUACCUGACAGAAUAUAUGUCUCCAGAUUUCAAGGUGGAUAUCUUGUAUGCAGAAAUACUAUUCAAUAUUAUUUUCUAUACAAUGAUACCUUUAUGCGGU